GUGACAUUACAAUAUUACAUUUCACUGCUACCGCGUGUUCUUCUGCGUUAACAACGUUUGUCUGUAAAUCGAUUUAAAAUAAUAAACAAACUUCAGAAAUGGAUAUUGCCGAAAGAAAUGCCCAUGAAUAUGUGGGAAUAUGGGUUCAUGGAUUUGACAAUUCUUUUGUCAAAUUCAAAAUUAGGAGACAUACACCUUUAAGAAUACUCAUGGAGACAUAUUGUCAAAUGCAUCGUUUAGAUAAGGCAAGAGUAAGAUUCCUUUUUGACGGAAGAAUAAUUGUUGACGCUGAUACUCUAUCUUCUCUUGAAAUAGAAGAAAACGAUACUAUUGAAGUAUUCAGGGAGCAGACAUCCGAGCCAAGACAUUAUUUUCUUUUAUAUUAUUCAAUUUAA
Messenger RNA from Rhopalosiphum padi (bird cherry-oat aphid), 395 nucleotides. Its product is annotated as small ubiquitin-related modifier 3-like. Lineage: Eukaryota; Metazoa; Arthropoda; Insecta; Hemiptera; Aphididae. The coding region runs from base 99 to 395 and encodes 98 amino acids. Gene Ontology annotation, cellular component: nucleus. The record is from RefSeq and is a predicted model, not a curated record. Gene Ontology annotation, biological process: protein sumoylation. Gene Ontology annotation, molecular function: ubiquitin-like protein ligase binding; protein tag activity. The transcript is spliced from 3 exons.